AUGUCACCCCCCACAGAGCCUCCUCAGGCUGCGUCUGAGGGCCGCAGUCCCCGUCUCUCUGCGGUGCUCAAGGGACGCAGGAAGAAGGACAAGCUAGGAAAUGAGUCCACCACCUCCCUGGCAAGCACCGGCAGCGCUCCUGAGGAGGGCAGUGGGUUCAAGGCUACCCUCGACGACGCGCUGAACAAGCUCAAGGACAAGACGCUCAAGGACAAGACCAGGCCCUCACACGAUCAUGGCAGGCGUGGAAGCAUCGACUCGGUCAACUCCCGGCGGCCAUCCAUUAGCCUGCGAGCAAGGCUGGGCAUCAAGAAGCGGCGAGAUCAAGGCGCUGAAGAGGAGGACGCCGCUGGUCGCGCUGUCGACGAGGACGGUAACAGCUCGAACUUGGCGCCAUCAGACAUCCGCAGCACCAGCGACGACUCCCUCAUCUUGACCAAGAGUGUCGCCAGCAGCUUGCUGACGGAAGACUCGGACGUAGAAUCACCCACCAUAUCCCCUCACCAGUCUCAUGUCGGAUACCUGACCCUAUCCUCGCCCCUCAUCGCAUCGCAAACAGUCGACUCCACCGCCUCGUCUGUUCCCACAGAUGUAUCUCUAGACAACAACAGCACACUGGCGCCUGGAGACGCCAAGACCCUUGAAGCAACUCCAUCGCAAGACAGCAAUCAACCGCCAGUCGGAAAGUUAAAGGAAGCUUUUGUGCCGACGCGAGGGUCAACGGUAUCAAAACUUGCUGAGGACACAGGAUCAACCGCGUCGGCGGCCGGUGAUGGCGGAGGAGGACUGGGAGGCUUGUUCAGCGGAGUUGGGAAGAAGAACGGCACAAGGUCUCGAAGAGGUUCGCAGCCAUCGCUGAAUCCAUCACCACUUGGCCAAGCUGUAGAGGACACAUCGAGCGCUACCAAGACACCGACAACCCCCCAGCCGAUCAAUACCAAAAUCCCCGCUACGCCUCCGAAUCUACAUUCUCCCCCUCUGACUUUGGUAACGCCACCCACACCCAUUGACGCCCGCCCAUCUACGCCCUCGUCGGCGGCUAGCGGCAAGAAGCCGUCGAUAUCAGACCUCCCGUCCCACAGACCUUCGCUCUCCAACCCUAACGUAACAGCAACCCCUUUUAGCAUCAUGGCAGCGCACCGAAGGGCGAGGUCAGCGAAUAACCCGCCGAGCAAGCUCUCCAGCGGAGUUACAGGGACACUGACGCCGACGGUCGAGGAGGCCAAGACGCCAGGAGGCUCCCUGACUAACCCAGGGAGCUCGGGAGGUGGCUUCUUCGCUUCGGUCUUCUCAGCCGCGCAAAACGCCGCCAAUCAGUUCACAAACACUAUCGGCAACAACGCGAACAGCCCUGCGCAACGGGUCAGGAGCGGUACAGGACCGGACAAAAACGAAGCGGAAAACAGAGAUUCCACUGGUGGAGAGGAAGUGAUACCUGGGCCUGACAUUAGCGCAUCCGUCGAGGGCUCUAGUAUCAAGAAAAAACCGCUCGCUGUCGAGACGCUCGGCUCGGGUGAUCUAAGCUUAAGCCAUCUCGGUAUUACUGACGACCCAAGUCCUAUGUCGUCACGGGUCGAUUUGACAGACAACGCCGCGAAAGCGUCGACUAUGAGGAGCGACGAGGCAUCCGCGCAAGCCGAGGACAAUGCAGCUUCUCAAGCAGUAUCAGCAGCGUAUGCGGCAGACAGGACAGACGGUGCUACAGACCGGCCGCUGUCGCUCGCAUUGUCGGAUGCCGCGACACCACCACGUGGAAGCGAUGCGGAUGGUUCCACAAUCAAGCGAAGCGGUAGCAUACGCAGCCGCAUCAGCACAAGCCGGAAGCGACGCCAUCGAGGCAGUUCGGCUACAACGGGUAACACUCUUGCCUCUGCAAUCAAUGCGAGCAACUUGACCUUGGCUCAUCCGGGCGCCAACGGUCAUCGUCUUCCGACCGGGUUUGCAGUUGCCAAUACCAAGCGCAACCGAGACUUUCACCAACUGUUCAGGAGCGUGCCUGAGGACGAUUACCUAGUCGAAGACUAUAGCGCUGCUCUGCAGCGAGACAUCUUGCUGCAGGGAAGACUAUACGUCUCGGAAGGUCACAUCUGCUUUUCGAGCAACAUCCUCGGCUGGGUUACCAACGUGGUCAUGAGCUUCGAUGAGGUGGUGUCGGUCGAAAAGAAGAGCACAGCUGUCAUCUUUCCAAACGCCAUCGCAAUCCAAACACUUCACACUAGAAACAUCUUCGCAAGCUUCAUCGCUCGCGACUCGACGUAUGACCUCAUCAUCAGCAUUUGGAAGAUCAGCCACCCAAACCUCAAGAGCUCCCUCAACGGCGUCACGCUAGACAACGACGGCACAGGCGACAAAACAGAGAAAGCCGAGUCCGUCGGCACCGCUGGAGAGGGCUCAGAAGACGGUUCCGACGACGAAGACGUGUACGACGAGGACGACCAAGACGAAGACGAAGACAUGGGUAGCUUUGCCGACGCCGCCAGUAUAGCGGGUAGCGACGUCGGUGAGGCUCUCAUCAAAUCCGUCAGCCGCAAGACCUCCACAGCAGCCGUCGGAGCGCCCGUUAGCGGCGGCACAGCAAAGGUCGUCGACAACGUCGAGGCCGUGGUGACGGGUGCGGCGGCUAGUGCAGACUUCCCCGGCCCGCAAACACACGCCCCGACCGAGUGCGGCGACGAAGCGAGCCACUGCGACAAACCGCUCACAGACGUAACGGUUCCGGCGCCUCUAGGGAAAAUCUACUCCCUCAUGUUCGGCCCGGCUUCAGGCGCCUUCAUGCGCAAAUGGCUUGUCGAAGAUCAAAAAUCGACGGACCUGCAGAUGGAGGAUGACAAGAAGGGCUUAGGCGAGGAGAAGAAGAGCUUCACGUUCUCGUAUGUUAAGCCGCUCAAUGCGCCGAUCGGGCCAAAGGCGACAAAAUGCAUCGUCACCGAGACGCUCGAGCAGUUCGAUCUCGAGAAGGCUGUCACGGUCAGUUGCAGCACGACGACGCCGGAUGUGCCGAGCGGGAACGUCUUCGUCACAAAGACGCGGUAUUGUCUCAUGUGGGGCCCGAAUAACUCGACGCGGUUGAUCAUGAACUUCACUGUCGAGUGGAGCGGGAAAAGUUGGAUAAAGGGCCCCAUCGAAAAAGGCGCCGCAGACGGCCAAACCGUCUACGCCGCCGCCCUUGUCGCCGCGCUCAAGGCCGCCGUCUCCACCAAAGCGGCCGCAGUCGCCAACUCGGCCAUCAAAGCCAACGCCAACGCUUCCGGUGCCCGGAAAGGCGGCAAAGGCCGCCGCAGGAAUCCCAAUGGGAAUACCGUCCCCGCCACGACAGCGACAGCAGGGCCGACCUCCACGAAAACGAAUGCUAGUAGCUGGGGCCCGCUCGAGCCGCUGCAUGGCCUCCUGGGGCCGGUGGGGGAUAUCGUCGGGCCGCUCUUCAGCGCGCCGGUCGUUAUCGCGGUGUUGAGUUUGCUGGUCGCGUGGCUGUGGUUCCGUGGCUCGGGAGCCGCGGCGGCGGGUGGAAGUCUAGGGCUGCCGGGGAUGGCGACGCCGCAGCGCAUAGCUGCCUACGAGGAGAUGUGGCGGGGCGAGGAGGCGCUGUUGUGGGAUUGGCUGGAGGAGCGGGCAGGGUUGGAUGCAGGGGUUGUGGCUGGGAUGAGGCAGAGUGGAGUGGACGCAGCAGGGGGCGCGCAGAAAGCAAAGAGGCUAGCGGAGGCGAGGGGCUUGCGGAAGAAGCUCGUGGAUGAGAGGAUGAGCCAACGGGAGAUGGAGGAGGCGAUUAGAGUUACGGAAGAAAGACUAGAGGCGUUGAAGGAGGCGGUGGGACAUAGAGGCGAUAAGAAAGGGGGGAAGCUGAAGAGAGCCGGGACGGCGUAG
This is a messenger RNA of Coniosporium apollinis CBS 100218, 3861 nucleotides long. RefSeq lists its product as uncharacterized. The coding region runs from base 1 to 3861 and encodes 1286 amino acids. The record is from RefSeq and is a predicted model, not a curated record. Gene Ontology annotation, biological process: intracellular sterol transport. Gene Ontology annotation, molecular function: sterol binding; sterol transfer activity. The transcript is spliced from 3 exons. Lineage: Eukaryota; Fungi; Ascomycota; Dothideomycetes. Gene Ontology annotation, cellular component: cortical endoplasmic reticulum; plasma membrane; endoplasmic reticulum-plasma membrane contact site.